This is a messenger RNA of Rotaria socialis, 1323 nucleotides long. Lineage: Eukaryota; Metazoa; Rotifera; Eurotatoria; Philodinida; Philodinidae. The record is from the annotation of a GenBank genome assembly.
AUGGACAAUUUAAAUAUACUCGAUUUAUCUGAUGAAAUUUUAUUCAUCGUUCGUAAAAAACUCAAUAUGGUUGAUAUUCUUUACUCGCUUGUGAAUGUUAAUCAACGAUUUGAUCGAUUAGCACUUGAUUCUCUUUAUGUUCGUGAACUUAAUAUGACUACUAUCUCGACUAACAGUUUAUUGUACGAUCAAAAUCCUACAAUAGAUACUCAAGUUCUUUCAAAAAUUUGUGAAAAAGUCUUACCUCGAAUUCAUCAUCAAAUACAUAAACUCACCGUUGAAGAAUAUUCAAUGAAACCAAUUCCUCUUGCUUCCAAUUAUCCUCAACUUUAUUCGUUAUCACUUAUAAAUUUUCAAGAAGAAACACUUUAUCAAUAUUUAACAAUUGAUUGUCUUUAUCUACUUGAUGAACCUCUCGUUUGUUUAUCAACAUUAAUUGUCAAUGUAGAACAAAUUUCCCAUCUACUACCAGAUAUUGACCCAACAAAAAAAUUUCCACAAUUGAAACAUUUUUCAUUCACGACAUUCGAUCGCGCAUCUGAAUAUGAUACUCAAAUUGUUCCAUUGCUUAAUCGAAUGAUAAAUCUUGAAGAAUUGCAAUUAUAUAUAUCAGUUGGAAGAUAUGACUCGAUUUAUAUUGAUGGUUAUCAAUUAUAUGAUCAAUUUCUUAUCUAUAUGACACAAUUAAAAAAAUUUACAUUUAGUAUUACGAUAAAGGUCUGCAAUAAGAACAUUAACGUUGAACUCCCGUCGAAUUACGAUAUUCAACGUAGUUUCAUCGGAAGAGUUUAUCACGAAGUAGCUUCAUAUGUUAAUACUAAAUCAUUGCUAUACGACGGCGAAUGUCAUAUCUAUUCACUUCCGUAUGCAUUUGAAUAUUUUACUAACCUCAACAAUUCUUUUCCAGGUGGCAUGUUUCAUAAAGUUCGACAACUGACGAUGGAUGAUAUAAUUGCUUUUGAACAUAAAUUAUUUAAAAUCAUCUCUCAAGACUUUCCUUUUCUCGAACUCCUAUAUGUAUCUAAUAGUUGUCCACUAAAAGACAAACAAUAUUCGUCCUCAACAUUAAUUACAUUUCCUUAUCUCACAUUUCUUGAUCUCACAUGGACACACGUUGACUACGCAGAAUUGUUUCUCUUGAAAAAGAAUAUUGAUCUACCUCGUUUGUUAAAUCUCUCCGUGGAAUACAAAUCACUGACAACCAUAACAAGUAAUUUUACCGACGAUGCAACAUAUUUUAAUUUCGAUAAAUUGAAAAAUCUUGAUGCAUGUGAACCAUUUGAUCGUCCAGAAAAUUUUCACCAAUAUUUUCCUUUGCUGUAA